GUGGCACACUUUUGCCAGUGCCACAGCGGGUGACGUGGGGGCCGCCUGAGGGCCCCCACCCAGUCUCCAAGUCCGAGUCGGAAACGCACACGGGAGGACAGAACAGUUCUCAGGGGCCCACGGAGAACCCAGUCUCUUACCCAACAGUCUGUCUGGACCGCCGGCCACUGCAGUAAACGAAGUCUUCUGUAAGCAAGAGUCUCGAGUCGAUGCAGGCAGUUGAGCGUCCUCCCAGCAUGGUGCCGACGCACCCUCCCCACCUGCCCUUCCUGCCCGGCACGUCCUUCAGCGACCCGCGCAAGACCCACCACCCCAAGACACAGACACUCGUCUACUGCACUGACAGCCGGGCCGACAACAUCAAGGCUGAGAACAUCGCACUCGACGAGGAGGUUGGUUGGCCAAAAGCAGAGAGUCGGCAUGGGGACCUCUGCAGUGUGUCAUGCACUUAUGUCAUAUGCAGGUGCUGCAGUCGAUGAACAGCACGGCUGCGUGGCGGAUUGACACAUCUCGGCCCGUCAUCACACACGACGAGCGCAGGGCUGCCAAGGACGCCCUCAGAAACACUUACAGGCACCGAAGUGGCACGGGAACGUGUCUCUAUGUGCAUCAGUGUCUCCUGUCUCUCUCUCUGUCUCUCCCUCCUCAGGCCGACCAUCCAGCCCGCCUGGCUGAAGCAUGACCGCCAAGUCCUGCGGUUCUUCUGCUUCUACCAGGAGCCUGUGGUUGAGCGCCCUGACGAGAACUUCCGUGUGCGCAACUGUGUGCUCAACUACCACCUUGAAGACGGAACGGUCCAGAUGAAUGAGCCCAAGGUGGAGAACAGCGGCAUUCCCCAGGGCCCCUUCCUCAAACGACACCGCGCACGCAAACCCGACGGCACGGGAGACCUUCUGCCCGGAGACAUCAAGGUCAGGCGACCGCGAGAACCACAGAGAUACAUAUGCCAUGGGGGAUUGUGUUGUGUGUGUGUAUGUGUGUGUCAGCUUGGGAUGAAGCUGGAGCUGUACGGCAAGGUGUUCCGCGUGGCGGAUUGUGACGACUUCACCAAGUGGUUCUACCAGCAGGCUGGCUUCGAGCUGGGCACGCCUGUCGAGACACGCACCGACAACUUCUUCGACAACUCGGUCAUCAAGCGGUCCACCCUGGGCGCCAAGAAACUCAUUCCCAAGGAAGUCGCCGAGCAAAAGGAAUACACCGGUAUGUGUGUGGCCGCUUUCUCGAGGUUACGUGGGCCAUGCGGCUCAUUGGAUUGCUGCGUCUUCAGAGGUGAUGCUGGGCGGAGCCCGUAAGAACCUCCGCUUGCAGCAGUUCCUGGACAACGACCGGCGUGUGCUGCGGUUCUACUGCUACUGGGACGACCUCGCCAGGUAUGGCGCUCGCGUCUAUUACGUCCUCCACUACUUUCUGUCAGGUGCGCCCGCCCGCCUCUCUCUUUGUCUGGCUCACAUGUGGCUGAUGUGUGUGUGCAGACGACACGGUGGAGAUCCUGGAGCAGCACCCCCGCAACAGUGGGCGCGACCCCUUCCCCGUCUUUUUGCGGCGACAGAAGCUGACCAAGAACCCCGAGGUCAAGGCCUGCCCGGGGCUCAUGGAGAAUGCACCCAAACCAUACAGGCCAGCCACCCAGCCUGCAAUGAAUGCAGGACUUCACUCACGAGACAGACACAUACGGCUUGCAUACUUACAAGUGAGUGAAUGCGUGUGUUUUAACAGGACUCACGACAUGAUGGUUGGGGGCGAGAUCAGCGUGUACAACCGCCGGUUCCACCUGUACGACUGCGACGACUUCACGCGGCAGUUCUACAAGGACUACCUUAACAUCACCCAACCCAGGGACGAUAUUCCAAAGGAAGUUGCGGUGCGUACGGCCAUUGUUUGGGGUGGUGGGGUGGUGAGGGAGGUCUCUCGCUGUGUACAUGCAGGACCUGCCCAAGCUGGAUGACCCGCCCCACAUCGGUCUGGGCUCUGACGAAGACUCACUCGCCACCUGCAAACACCUGGUGUGCAAAUCAAACGGGGCGGCUGCCUGCGCUCCACUACUGUGUUGCCUUUUGAUGCCCGCAGGUGCCCCGACCGCUGAAGGUGGACAUGCAGAAACUGCUGACGAUGAGUGAUAAGAUGCUCAGAUUCGAAGUAAGUAGUGCCCUCGCAUACCGGCACGCGCCAUCCGUCGUGUUUCAUGUUUCCCCUCCCUUGUGUCGUGCGUGUCUCAUAUGUAUGUUGCUUCUCUGCGCGCGUGCGUGUCAGGGUCGGGUGGUGAAUGGCCAGAAGGAGGACGAGCGUCGUCGGUUCAUCAUCGGCAUGCGGCUGUCGGACGAGGCCAUGGGCGUCUGGGAACUUCGAUGCAGAAACUCCGGACACGUACACAAACAUCAAACACGGCCACGCACACUUUCUAAGCUUUUGCUUGCUUGCAUCUGUGUCAUAUAUGACAGACGGAGGGCAAGUUUGCUGAGCUGGGGAGGAAGAAGGUCAGACUCACCAGACAGCCAUCUAUCUCAUCUGUGUCUCACUCUCUCUGUGCUGUGGCUGCACUGUUUGUUGGUUCAGAAUCCGAUGGCGCCAGCGGGUCCCCGUCCAAGCUUCUACAAACCCGAGGACCUCUUCGUGGGCGCCACCAUAUUCGUCUCAGCCACGCCUUUCUAUCUCAUACGAGCCGACGAGUAUACACUCAAAGUGAGGAAGGAGUGUGUGACGGACGGCCCACAGAUGUUUGUCAUGUGUUUGUCUCACUACACUGUGUGUGUGUAUGUGUAUGCAGUACAUGGAGACGCACCCGGCUCAGUUCCCACUCGCCGGCGUCGACAACGUCCUCGCCCGCCUCAAACCCGUCCUACAACAGCUGCAGGUCAGUCAGGUGCAUUGCACUGUGGCUUUGCUGUGAUUGGCUACGUCGUGUCGCUGUGCGUGUCUGUCUCUGCCUGCAGGCUGAUGGCGUCCGCACUGUGACGCCCGAGGAACUUAAGAGCAAGGUGGUGGAGGCCCUAGGCGAAGACGGGGCGCUCAUUGUACGAGACGCCACACACACACACACGUCCAUCCGCCCGUGUAUGUCUGAGUUGUCUGUGCAGGAGCACGAGUUGAUAACGUUGAUACGGCACCCGUCGGCCCUCCCGCCCGACAGCGCCCUCGAGGCACCCGAUGCACCACUCAAGCUCAAUAUCGACGCACUGCUGCCGCCACAGACACAGACGGACGCCGCCAACCAGUGAUCGGCCAAAGGGCAGGCAGGCAGGCAGACAGACAGACGGACGGACCGUCAUCGGCCGAUUGAUGUGUGGACGAAUGUUUGGAAGCGCAACCAUUCGGAUGAAUCAAUGUGUGUGUGGCAUGCAGAGGGAGGACGGGAACAGCAGCACUUCACAUAACGAACGAUUGAU
Vitrella brassicaformis is the source of this 3383-nucleotide messenger RNA. NCBI's taxonomy places the organism in Eukaryota, Vitrellaceae. The record is from the annotation of a GenBank genome assembly.